Bacillus rossius redtenbacheri is the source of this 803-nucleotide messenger RNA. RefSeq names its product ADP-ribosylation factor-like protein 6-interacting protein 4. The record is from RefSeq and is a predicted model, not a curated record. The transcript is spliced from 2 exons. NCBI's taxonomy places the organism in Eukaryota, Metazoa, Arthropoda, Insecta, Phasmatodea, Bacillidae. Bases 159 to 620 code for a protein of 153 amino acids.
GUUGCUUCCCACCAUUUACUAUGUGAAUUGUUUAUCAACAACGUUUGUAAUUUACUCUUUGAAUAAGACUUUGAUAGAGUACCGGUGGCUUUUAGUUAGAUAGCUGUUAAUUUAAAUGAAUUUUAUUUAGUAAAAUGUUUAAGUGGGCGAGUGACUAGAUGGGCAAAAGGAGCCACAGUCAUAAGUCACGUGAACGUGAUACGUUAGAAGAUGAACAUGAAGGGAAGAAAUCUAAGCUGGAUGACAACAAGAAAUUGGCUAAGCGCAAACACAAACACAAGGUAAAGCACAAAAAACAGAACAAGGAGAAGAAGCAGAAAAUUAAGGGAAACACAAGCAAGGAAACUGGCAGUGCCGAGGACGAUGACAGUUUGAACGAUAGACUGCUAAACGAUAGAGCGAAGGCCAUGGCUCCCAUGACGAAAGAGGAAUGGGACAGGCGACAGAGCAUCGUUAGGAGGGUGGUCGACGAAGAAACCGGCCGGACAAGGUUGGUGAAGGGUGACGGAGAAAUAUUGGAGGAAAUUGUGUCAAAGCAGGAACACUCACGGAUCAACAAAUUGGCCACGAAAAAUGACGGGCAGUUCUUCCAGCAAAGCCUGAUCUCAAAAACGAAGUAGGUCUUUGAUGUCAGGCCGAUUGGAUGCAGCUGUGUGGUGCUUCACGUGAGUUGGGAAGCAGGGAUGUCCAGCCAGGCACGUUGUGUGUCGAGGCCACAUGUUGUGAACACUUACUUGUAUAUUACAUGGCAAGAUGUACCGUAGGUUCUGCAAGCUACAUAUUUAAAUAAAAAUGUAAAUGUU